AUGCGGUCCAGGCUGUGUCUCAUCCUCCUCCUGACUCUCCUUGGCAACUCGUGUGGAACAGGGCCAGGUAUGACUUUGCAACUGAAGCUAAAGAAGUCUUCUCUGGCAAACUUUUCAUAUGAUUCCAGUUUCCUGGAAUUGCUCAAAAAGCUCUGCCUCCUCCUCCAUCUGCCUUCAAGGACCAACAUCACCCUCCACCAUGCAGGAUCCCCACACCACAGCAUCUGCUAUGCCUGA
Messenger RNA from Otolemur garnettii (small-eared galago), 237 nucleotides. It is a transcript of the gene SFTA2, whose product is annotated as surfactant associated 2. The record is from RefSeq and is a predicted model, not a curated record. Bases 1 to 237 code for a protein of 78 amino acids. Lineage: Eukaryota; Metazoa; Chordata; Mammalia; Primates; Galagidae. The transcript has 3 exons.